This is a messenger RNA of Acanthopagrus latus (yellowfin seabream), 497 nucleotides long. Its product is annotated as CD59 glycoprotein-like. The transcript has 3 exons. Bases 156 to 398 code for a protein of 80 amino acids. NCBI's taxonomy places the organism in Eukaryota, Metazoa, Chordata, Actinopteri, Spariformes, Sparidae. The record is from RefSeq and is a predicted model, not a curated record.
UAAGGUCACUUUUGUAAGCUUGUAAGCUGUUGUGAAGAAAUCUAACUGUCAGGCUUUGAGAGAAGGUUGUGAGGUUGGUGCAUAUAAGGCAGAAGCACUUCUACUCUCCAGGUCACUUCUCUCAGAGUGGUUUGAAAGUGUUCUCUCCGGUCACGAUGCAGCUUUGUGGAGUUCUGGUCCUGAUGCUGACUGUGUCUACAGCAUGUGGACUGCGAUGCUACACGUGUGAAACCACAGACCCUAAAGCCUGCACAGAUAUUGAAACCUGCCCCCCCGUCUGGGACAGCUGCUCCACCUUAUCUCUGGGCGGUGUCAUCGCCAAAGGCUGCUUUGACAGUUCUGCAUGUCACCCCCCCUUACAGUGCUGCCAAGGGGACUUGUGUAACGGAGCCGUCUGAACGGGCCCCAGCAGCGUCCUGCUGCACAAUAUUUAACUGUUUCUGCAAAAGCAGAGAGGAAAUAAACAAAUUUUAACUAUGUCAAAGCGAUCAGUCUCA